AAUCACGGCACCAGAAACAAGACUGCGCACUUCUCUCUGGUUCAAUUGUACCAUCCAUCGCCAUGUCUCCUCGGUCAAGAGGUGUGAAGCGCAUCGCUGAUGUUUUGGGGUUUUCCUCUUCCAACAACCAUGUCUGCCGAUCGUGUCGACAAGCUCUUUCUCAACAAAGACAUGCGUCGACGGCGACGGUAAAAGCCACUACGGUUGAAGCUCCCCCUGUCACACAGCUCUCUCCGGAUGGCCCUGAAGCCUCUCCCGCCUCCCAACCCGUCUACACGAUCAAGGCCGGAGUCGUCGUGUCGCGACCUCCGCUCAUCACUCCCGACCCCCAUCCCUUCGAGACAGCAUACUAUCUGUACCAAAGACGGCUGAACGAGCGCCUGGUUUUGCCCUUCACGCAGUACUUUUAUUACAAGCGAGGAACCCCGGCGUUCGAGAACUGGCGCAACCAUCGCAGACAACGCGGCGGAGCCGCCACGAGAGAUAUCGGCGAGUACAAUGCGUACACGCCGGAGUCGUGGAACGACGAAGCUCUGAUCGGCGACGAUUCCGGAUCUCAGUCGAAGUUGGUCCAGGAUCUCAUCGCCGAAGAAGGGCGAGCAGAAGACUUUACCGGCGCGGGAGAUCCCAAAUUUGCCGGUCUGAAGCGAAGGAUGCCCGCAGACGAGACCAACGACCAGCGAAGUUUGGAACGGAGCUUACAGCGCACGCUUUACCUGUUGGUCAAGAAUAAGAAGGCCGGAAUGGCAGCUCAAGAGGAGAGCGAGCUGUGGAAGUUUCCAAGCGGAACUCUCAUAGGUUUUGAGGGAUUGAAAGAGGCCGCACAACGAAUCUUGUUCAGCUCUCUAGGUCACAACAUGAACACCUUCUUCGUCGGCAACCACCCAGUCGGCCACUACGUCCACAAAUUCGCAUCACCCAUCCCGAAUCCUACGUUAUCCUCAUCCGCAGCAGCUACCGAGACGUCGAAAGCAGCUCCGACCAAAGCGCCGCUCAAACAGUACAAGGCCGCCGAGGGCGACAUGAUCGACGGGGAAAAGACUUUUUACAUGAAGGCGCGUAUCAUGGCUGGACAAGCCGAUUUGGCCGCCGCCAAGAAGAAUGGUGUCGAGAUUGAGGAUUAUAAAUGGUUGAGUAAGGAGGAGGUCGAGAAACAGGUUCAUCCGGAUUAUUGGGUGAGGAUCAAGAACAUGCUUGUGUCGCAGUAGAAUGUACGGUAUGUGCUGCUUGCAGGUUAUUGGCUACAAUAGCUUGAGUCAACAGCUUGAGUCCACCUGUAUAAUUGUAUGACAAGAAGCGCGCGAGAGAGAAAAAGGUAUUUGUGGGUGAGAAGAUGUUUCUCGCCGGUUUUCCAAUUCCAACUAGGUCAACAUGCUUGCAAGAGUUGCUGGUAACUUACUGUGCUGUACUGUAUUGUAUGCACUUGACUCAGAUGUCUUGGGAUGAGGUACUCUACACCAAAGGCAGGGUAAAUAUUCUUUCUGUAUAAUAUACAAUGGCCAUGGGCGGUUCACAUUAUAUGAGAUUACAUCACAG
Molecule: messenger RNA, 1536 nt
Organism: Exophiala oligosperma
Lineage: Eukaryota; Fungi; Ascomycota; Eurotiomycetes; Chaetothyriales; Herpotrichiellaceae
Exons: 3
Coding region: 63-1208 (381 amino acids)
Cellular component (GO): mitochondrial large ribosomal subunit
Molecular function (GO): structural constituent of ribosome
Source: RefSeq, a predicted model, not a curated record